AUGGACCCCUCAUCAUCAUAAACAUAUAUAAAGUAACAUCCAUAAGACAAUUCAAAAUCUAAUGAAAAUAAAGAUGGCUCUUAAACUCAAAUCAAAUCUUAAACCAAUUUUAGAAAUGGAUAAGAAAAAAACGAUAUUGGAUAAUUUAAAGACAGUGAACUAUAAACUAUAGAGUUUAUUGCUGAUAAUAUUAAAUAUCAAUUAGAUCCAAGGUAUAUGUUAUGGUCUACUGAAUUAUUAAAACAAGAUAAACCUUAAGAUCAAAAUGCUUACAAUUAUUAACAAGAAAAUCAAUCAAUUAAGAAGAAAUCUCAUAAAUUUAUGGAUCUAAAGAAACUUUAUGAACACAAUAAAUCCACAAUUGAAGGUCUAAAUAAAGAACUUAAUGAUCUUGAAUUAGCUAGACAAAAGACUUCAUAAAGACUUUAUGAAGUAAAAUAAGAAAAAGAAAGAAUGCGUAAGAUUUUUAAAGUUGAAAGAACAAAAACUGAAAACUUAAAAGGGUGCAAAGAGAGAUUGGAUAAACUAAAAAAAGAAUUAGGUUUUUGAU
Molecule: messenger RNA, 550 nt
Organism: Paramecium primaurelia
Lineage: Eukaryota; Ciliophora; Oligohymenophorea; Peniculida; Parameciidae
Source: the annotation of a GenBank genome assembly